Messenger RNA from Hibiscus syriacus, 1545 nucleotides. Its product is annotated as VAN3-binding protein-like. The transcript has 7 exons. Gene Ontology annotation, biological process: auxin-activated signaling pathway; phloem or xylem histogenesis; leaf vascular tissue pattern formation. Bases 192 to 1385 code for a protein of 397 amino acids. NCBI's taxonomy places the organism in Eukaryota, Viridiplantae, Streptophyta, Magnoliopsida, Malvales, Malvaceae. The record is from RefSeq and is a predicted model, not a curated record.
UUUGAUAGAUGGUCGAAUCAUUAUUUCUGGUCCUUUUGUUAUUCUCAAAUAUUAAUUUGAAUGCCUAUACUUUGGGUCUCGUGAAUUCUGUUUUGACUACGAACCAUACCUGAAUUCAUGGGCGGUUCAAAGCACUAGACGUCGAUAUCUGUCGCAGUUUAAUUAUUUUUUCAAUUCAACGCCAAAAGUUCAUGGAGAUGGAGAGUGGGGUUUUCUCGGCUUGGGAGAGUGGAUUUUUGUCGGAAGAUGGCGAUGGUCAACUGAAAGCAGCGGCAUCACUGCCAUUAAUCCCUCAGCCACAAACACCCAAGGAGCCCAUGGAGUUUUUGUCCAGAUCCUGGAGUUUAUCCGCGCCGAAAAUCUCCAAGGCUCUUGCCCAGAAACACAAACAAUUCGAUUUCGAUAAUGUUAAUCAAACUUCAUCUCCUGAUUCCUUUGUUGCACCACAAAUUGCAGGGAAAGUGAUGAACUCAAUUAACGCUCGAAGAACAGGAACAAUUGGGAAAUGGUUUCAUCACCACAAGGAAUUAGGAACCAGCACGGUGAAGAAGAAAGAUAAAAUGCGUGCAGAAAAUGCUCGGCUGCACUCGGCUGUUUCCAUUGCAGGACUAGCCGCAGGCUUGGCCGCAGUAGCCGCCGCCGGAUACUCCAAUGGCGGCGGCGGAGCCUCCACGGGCUCAAAAAUGAGCAUGGCAUUGGCAUCCGCCACGGAACUUCUAGCAUCCCAUUGUAUCGAAUUAGCCGAGCUAGCCGGGGCUGACCAUGACCGAGUUGCUUCAGUUGUUAAAUCAGCAGUGGAUAUUCAAAGUGCAGGUGAUUUGAUGACUCUCACUGCAGCAGCUGCAACAGCCUUGAGAGGUGAAGCAGCUUUGAAAGCAAGAUUACCCAAAGAAGCAAAGAAAAAUGCAGCUAUAAGUCCAUAUGAGAGGAGUUUGAUAGAAACUCAUUGGGCUGCUGCUGCUGCUGGUUUUCAUGCUCAAAUGGACCAGAAUCCUCCAUGCCAGGGUGAACUAUUGCAACACACACGAAAAGGUGUCUUGAGAGGGAAACGGGUGAAUGUCUACAUCAACAAGAAAUCUCAGGUCAUGAUUAAGCUCAAAAGCAAACACGUUGGGGGAGCAUUCGCCAAGAACAACAAAUGUAUUGUUUAUGGAGUGUGUGAUGAAACUUGUGCAUGGCCAUAUCGAAAAGAAAGGGAAAGUUCAGAGUCAGUGGAGCUGUAUUUUGGGGUGAAGACAGGGCAAGGUCUUUUAGAGUUCAAGUGUAAAAGCAAGAUUCAUAAGCAGAAAUGGGUCGAUGGCAUUCAAUAUCUGCUGCGACAGGUCUGCUGUGCUGAAGCAGCUGAGCUUUCUAUGGAGUCUUUGACUAUUAAAGACACUGUAUAAUCGUAAUAAUAAUAUUAAUAAUAUUUUCAUAGUAUAUAGUUCGUGUAUACACAACGAAAUUUGGUUUGUUUAAAUUAUGGAUUUUAUACGGAAAACGAGGAAAAAAGGAACUUUCAAUGUGUGAGCAAUGAAACAAGUGCUUGAGGGUUGCACGGGAAGA